UGAUCCUGACUGAUUUGAUUGACGGUUCGGUGGAGAUGGUGGGAGACAUGCUGGAUGAAUUGUGUAUAGAACCAGUGCCGGAACGAUUCAGAGAUCUUCUUCGUGAUCGGAGGAGCAUUGACGAAAUUGAUGAUGGAUUCAGACAGACUCAUCACCACAUCGUGUUUAAAAGACCUCGUAUGUCCCACGAUCGAGUUCACCAGGGACUGAAAAUGGUAAAACGUCAGAGAAAUUUCGAGAGAAAUUCACGGACUAGCCGAUCAGUACGAAUGAAUCCCGAUGUCAUCUACCCAGAGAUUUUGGUCAUCAUGGAUUAUUCUAUAUUCAAAUCUCAGAACACAAAUUUUAAAAGAGCAACUCUCUAUUUGUUGAGUUUCUGGAAUGCCGUUGAUCUCCGGUACAGAACGAUGAGUGAACCAAGAAUUCGAUUGAACAUCGCUGCCUUCAUUAUUUCAACAAAAGCGGGUGGAACUCCAUUCUUCGAAGAUAACAAAAGGGAAAAAAAUCUGGUGGAUGGUGAUCUCGCUAUCAAACAGAUGAGCAAAUACUUCUACCAAGAGAAGCGGUUUCCAUUCUCCAAAUACGAUUUUGCAGUAGCAAUGACUCAAUUGGACAUAUGCAACAUGAUCGGAACCAGUUUCUGCGAUACAUCGACAUUAGGAUAUGCAUAUGAAGCUGGAGCCUGCAAUAGAAGUGCAAUAGAUAGAAAUACAGAAGCUGUUGGUCUUGUUGAGGACAAUGGAGGAUAUUCCGGGAUAACUCCUGCAGCCCACGAAGUGGCACACUUAUUGGGCGUUCCCCACGAUGGAGUAGGUGCUGCGAUAGACUGUCCAAGCUACCACGGAUUCAUCAUGAAUUAUGCUCUGAAUCUUGGAGAAAAUAAUUUCUACUGGUCUAACUGCACCGUGAGGCUAUUCCGGGAAUUCAUAAAUUCUCCAAAUGGUACAUGUUUGUAUAAUUCUCCUCGUCGAGAUAAUAAAUUGCCGAGGAAAUUACCAGGGAAAAUACUCUCAUUGAACCAACAAUGCUACAAGGUUUAUGGAACGAAAGCAUGCAAGUUUGAUGAAAGUGUUUGCACGAAACUGGAGUGUUAUAAUCCGAAUGGUGGAUUCUGCAAAGCUAAUGCUGCAGCUGCUGAAGGCUCCAUGUGUGGAAAAAAUAUGCAUUGUUUAAAUGGCCAUUGUAUAUCGAUACAUGCAACUGAAUUGGCACCACCACCGAAUUUUGAAAGCCAAUUUCGAACGAAAAAUUUUCAAAAAUUCAAUUCUAUUGACUGGACACCUCCCAAAUUAAAUAAUAAAAAAUAACGAGAUGGAUGAGUACAGG
This is a messenger RNA of Fopius arisanus, 1326 nucleotides long. Its product is annotated as venom metalloproteinase 3-like. The transcript has 10 exons. The record is from RefSeq and is a predicted model, not a curated record. Gene Ontology annotation, molecular function: metalloendopeptidase activity. Gene Ontology annotation, biological process: proteolysis. Bases 36 to 1307 code for a protein of 423 amino acids. NCBI's taxonomy places the organism in Eukaryota, Metazoa, Arthropoda, Insecta, Hymenoptera, Braconidae.